Rhododendron vialii is the source of this 1862-nucleotide messenger RNA. RefSeq names its product elongation factor 1-alpha-like. Bases 172 to 1515 code for a protein of 447 amino acids. The record is from RefSeq and is a predicted model, not a curated record. Gene Ontology annotation, biological process: translation; translational elongation. The transcript is spliced from 3 exons. Lineage: Eukaryota; Viridiplantae; Streptophyta; Magnoliopsida; Ericales; Ericaceae. Gene Ontology annotation, molecular function: translation elongation factor activity; GTPase activity; GTP binding.
AGUUGGAUUUGGAGCAGUACUUAACCGUAAAGACGCUGCUCUUUCUGCUUCCCUCUCUACCAGCUUGCUCUCCACGCCGUUUCUUGUGCGAGAAAGCUUCAAUUCAGUCCAAUACGGAUCGAUUUCUCUCUCUACAACUGACUGGUGAAAAGCUUGCACCCAACUUUUAUAAUGGGUAAGGAGAAAGUUCACAUCAACAUUGUGGUUAUUGGCCAUGUCGACUCUGGGAAGUCAACCACCACUGGUCAUUUGAUCUACAAGCUUGGAGGUAUUGACAAGCGUGUGAUUGAGAGAUUUGAGAAGGAAGCUGCUGAGAUGAACAAACGUUCAUUCAAAUAUGCCUGGGUGUUGGACAAGCUCAAGGCUGAACGGGAGCGUGGUAUUACGAUUGAUAUUGCUUUGUGGAAGUUUGAAACCACGAAAUAUUAUUGCACGGUCAUUGAUGCCCCUGGUCAUCGUGACUUUAUCAAGAACAUGAUCACGGGUACCUCACAGGCUGACUGUGCAGUCCUUAUCAUUGACUCCACCACUGGUGGGUUUGAAGCUGGUAUUUCCAAGGACGGUCAGACUCGUGAGCAUGCGUUGCUGGCCUUCACCCUUGGUGUCAAGCAAAUGAUCUGCUGUUGCAAUAAGAUGGAUGCAACAACCCCAAAGUAUUCAAAGUCAAGGUUUGAUGAAAUUGUUAAGGAAGUAUCUUCCUAUCUCAAGAAGGUGGGUUAUAACCCAGAGAAGAUCCCCUUUGUCCCGAUCUCAGGGUUUGAGGGUGAUAACAUGAUCGAGAGGUCUACCAACCUCGACUGGUACAAGGGCCCAACCCUACUUGAGGCCCUUGACUUGAUUUCGGAACCCAAAAGGCCCACGGAGAAGCCUCUUCGUCUCCCACUUCAGGACGUCUACAAGAUCGGUGGCAUUGGCACUGUCCCUGUGGGCCGUGUUGAGACAGGUGUCGUCAAGCCUGGCAUGGUCGUAACGUUUGGCCCAACAGGCCUCACCACUGAAGUCAAGUCUGUGGAAAUGCACCAUGAGGCCCUUCAGGAGGCCCUACCAGGGGACAACGUUGGUUUCAAUGUGAAAAAUGUUGCUGUCAAGGAUCUCAAGCGUGGGUUUGUGGCCUCAAAUUCCAAGGACGAUCCUGCUAAGGAAGCUGCCAACUUCACUUCCCAAGUUAUUAUCAUGAACCAUCCAGGUCAAAUUGGAAACGGGUAUGCCCCAGUUCUCGAUUGCCACACCUGCCACAUCGCGGUCAAGUUUUCUGAGAUUUUGACGAAGAUUGACCGAAGGUCUGGGAAGGAGCUUGAGAAAGAGCCCAAGUUUUUAAAGAAUGGUGAUGCUGGGUUUGUGAAGAUGAUCCCCACCAAGCCUAUGGUGGUGGAGACUUUCUCUGAGUACCCGCCGCUCGGUCGUUUUGCCGUGAGGGACAUGCGGCAAACAGUGGCCGUUGGUGUCAUCAAGAGUGUCGAGAAGAAGGAUCCAAGUGGGGCCAAGGUCACCAAGGCUGCUCAGAAGAAGAAAUGACUGGUGGAUUAUUGUGAGGAUUUGGUACUGAGAACAAAAGUGGAGUUUGUUUAUGCUGUUUUAUUAGGCUUACAUAAGUUUUGUCGUGAAUGUUUUGUUUGCUCUUUGUUGCUGUUCACUAGCCUCACUUGUGGGGACUGUGGUGGUGUUAAGCAUUCAGGUGCCAGAUCUGGGUGCUUGACAGGAAGUGGCAAAUGAUUUAUUUUUUGUCACUUUCUUUUUGGUUUUGAGCAAUGCCCUUGUUUUCUUGUUUUUGUUUUUUUUUUAAAUUUUCGGUUAAAGUAUAUGAAUUGUUACAUUUGGAUGCCCUUUGUUGCUAUUAAUCAAUUUGUGUAACUUGAAGAGAA